GUCACUCUGUCUCUAGCAGUGUCCUGGCAACUUAUCUUCUUCACAGCCUUCGAGGCUGACCAGGUCACACCUCCCGGGACACGGCGCUGCUGACAUGGGAGCCCUUCCGUGGUUACUUCUCCUCUUGCUGUUCCAGGAAGCUGAAGGGUACUCUGGAGAUAGUGUGGAUCCCAAGGAAGUGGUUGCGGUCCUUCAGGAGUCCAUCAGCCUCCCCCUGGAAAUCCCACUGGAUGAAGAGGUUGAGAACAUCGUCUGGUCCUCCCACAUUAGGCUUGCUACUGUGGUUCCAGGGAAAGAGGGACAUCCGGCUACCAUCACGGUGACCAACUCUCGCUACGAGGGCCGAGUGAGCUUCCUGGAGCCCACCUACUCCCUGCACAUCAGCAACCUGAGCUGGGAGGACUCAGGGCCUUACCAAGCUCAAGUCAACCUGAGGACGUCCCAGAUCUCCACCAUGCAGCAGUACAAUCUACGUGUCUACCGACGGCUGUCACAGCCUCACAUGACUGUGAACUUUGAGAUCUCGGGGGAAGAAGGUACCUGUAAUAUGUCCCUGACGUGCUCUGUAGAGAAGGCAGGCCUGGAUGUGACCUACAGUUGGAUAUCCUGGGAGGAUGGCACUGACACGGCCCAUGAAGGCUCUGUCCUCAGCAUGUCCUGGAGGCCCGGGGACAAGGCUGUCUCCUACACCUGCAGGGCCAGCAACCCCGUCAGCAACAUCAGUUCCCAUCUCAUCCCUGCUGAGCCCUUCUGUGCAGAUCCUGGCGACUCCACUUCCUUCUGUCCCCUGGCCAAGGGAGUGCUCAUCCUCUUGCUUCUGGUAACUCUGGCUGUGGGGCUCUGGCUCGUCCGAGUGCAGACGGGAUGCAAAGCACCAAGAAUGAAGAAACUCAAGAGAAACAGGAUGAGACUGAGAAAGAAGGGGAAGCCCGGCCCCAGGCUGGCCUGA
Messenger RNA from Hippopotamus amphibius kiboko, 949 nucleotides. It is a transcript of the gene SLAMF9, whose product is annotated as SLAM family member 9. Gene Ontology annotation, biological process: T cell activation. Bases 95 to 949 code for a protein of 284 amino acids. The transcript has 4 exons. The record is from RefSeq and is a predicted model, not a curated record. Gene Ontology annotation, cellular component: external side of plasma membrane. Lineage: Eukaryota; Metazoa; Chordata; Mammalia; Artiodactyla; Hippopotamidae.